UUUCUCUAUCUAUCUAUCUAUCUAUCUAUCUAUCUAUCUAUCUGCCUGUGUUAUUUCUUUAUUAUGUUAUUUCUUUCUUUAUGCCCCCCCCCCGGCUAUAAACCCGGAUGAAUGACUUCACUUUUCCGCCUGGGUGUUCCUUUAUGGUCUUUGGGAUCUCCCUGCGUUUUUCCACCAGAGCUGCGUGUUAUCACCACCACCAAUCCCUGUAUCUCUCUCUCUCUCUCGCUCUCUCACUCUCUCUCUCUCUCUCUCUUUCUCUCUCUCUCUCUUUCUCUCUCCCCCUCUCUGUUACCAUAACAGCUCAUUGAGUCCGGAUUCAGAGAGAACGCACGCUGCUGGAGUUGGAGUUUACACUCAACCCGACCGAGCCCGAACCCGAACCUCUCGUUUUCUCUCUCUCUCUCACUCCUUCUUUCGUGUCCUCCUCAGCCAUGUCCGAGGUUUUGCCCUACAGCGAGGGGAAGAUGAACGGCUACGGACCGGACGACGAGGUCGGACAAAUGUCGUUCAGCUGCCGGCUGCAGGACACCAACUCGUUUUUCGGCGCGUCGCAGUCAAAAAGGCCGCCGAAACUCGGACAGAUCGGGCGGGCAAAACACGUGGUCAUUGAAGACGACCGAAUAGACGAGGUGCUGAAAGGCAUGGCGGAUAAACCGUCCCCCGGUGUGUAGACCCUCCUGACGCCUAAGAACCCUUUUUUGCAUUUAAUCACCGGUUUGAUGCGCCGCAUGUAAAGCAGUGAGGAGCGACUGAGAAGCCUCUGAGGAUCAGGAUGCUGAGAGCGGACUGAGGAAGAGAUGAUGAUGAUGAUGAUGGUGAUGAUGAUGAUGAUGCUGAUGGACUAACAUGACAUGACCGCGGGCGUAUGGGUUUUAGGGGUGAAAAAAAAUAAGUGGAAUUUUCUUUCCAAGCUGCUGGUUUAGCUUAUAGGCCUACUUCUCCAAACUAAACCCAUCUAGAUUAAUCCACCACCUUCAUCACAGCGAUGAGAAGAAGUCCUGCUCGGGGUCCGACUUCAUCCGUCAUCACGAUAUCAAUUCAGUAUCGGACAUCGGUGUCGGUUUUAGCAGUGCCACGUUUCACAUCGAUGUAGCUGCGUUCACGUGCUGUCGAAGAUCAUAGGAAUAAAUUACGGGUCACGAGCUCACAAACGACGCAACACUGAGUUUUAAUAGUGUAGAAAAAAUAAUGAAACGCAACAGUUGAUGAUAAUUGUGUGCAUGCAAAAUGCAUGACAUUUCAACUGUAUAAAUAUACAGCGAUAUUUAAAUAUUCAUGUGUUAGACUAGAAUAGUGUACACUCUUAGAAAUAAAGGUACCAAAUUGUACUUUUUCUUUUCCUGUCAGUCGGUUGGUAGUCUACCUUCGAAGGUAAGGUACAUGUUGUUCAUCUUUAAUUAAACUUUAAAGCUAAAUCAGUGCUCAUUCAGCUUCUAUUAUUAUUAUUUUUUUUUACAAGCAACAAGAGAAGUACACCUUGGCACCUUUAUCUGUCACAGUGCAGCCUGAACAUCAUUUCAAACGUGUUUUCUGCUUGCUACAGGCUGGCUGUGAUGUUCAUUACGUAACAUCCACACACCAUGUUUUUUUUUUUUAUUUCCACUUCCGGCUUCUGCGUUAUGCCCUAAUUACACACUUCCGAGACAUAUAGGCGCGCUUGAACGUAGCAUGAGCUCAUUUUAAAGUUCAACAUCGCGCGCGCGCGCGCACACACACACACACACACACACACACACACACACACACACAAAGCAGGCCUGGUCCUGAUGUGUGUGUCAACCAGAGAAGAAGACAUCUGCAAAUAUGAGAAAAUAUGUUAAUUAUAUGAUAAUGAUAUGAUAAUGAUAUGAUAAUUAUCCCCAUAAACACCCAGGUUAAGAGCAGAUAAACACGAAGUUUACAUACAAUGCCAGCAAGGAUCUAAAAGAACAUGGACAAGUAUUAAUAAUCAUUCUUACUUUUUUUAAGGACAAGGAGGAGAGGAGUUUAUUUUGUUUCAUCAUUUUUGAAAAACGUUUGGCGUUGUGUAUAUAGAAAAUCUCUUGGUGAUUGAGUUUGCAUGACCUUUGUGCCAACGCAGGUGUUUGCACCUGUGUCCAAACCCCCUUCUUUUUACUGAAGUUAAUAUUUGUAUUUAAUAUUUUUUUAUAAAUAAAUAUUUGUUACUUAAAAUGAUAUACUAAUGUGCAUUCAGAGGCAUAAUAAUAAUAAUAAUAAUAAUAAUAAUAAUAAUAAUAAUAAUAAUAAUAAUAAUUUAAUGUUUCAGAUAUUUUAAUACAUCAACAUAUUAUUAUUAUUAUUAUUAUUAUUAUUAUUAUUAUUAUUGCUUGUUGUUCGAAAACUGAAAAUACUGCAUUCCAUUUUUCCAUCAUCAAGUCAUCUAACACAGUGUUAUUUCACUAUUAUUUUCAGUUAUUUAUGUAUUUAUUUAUUUUAUACUAUUCUGUAUGGUUUGUUGUGCAUGAAAUCGUAAUUUUUUCCAAAUGAAUGAGCAUUUUUACAAAGAAAAAAAAAUCAUCUCAGCACUUAUGGAGAAUGAACCAUUGUGUACUCUGAUGUCAUCUCACUGUACUUGCUGAGUUUAAUAAAUGGAGACAGAAGCUG
Molecule: messenger RNA, 2607 nt
Organism: Ictalurus punctatus (channel catfish)
Lineage: Eukaryota; Metazoa; Chordata; Actinopteri; Siluriformes; Ictaluridae
Gene: camk2n2b
Product: calcium/calmodulin-dependent protein kinase II inhibitor 2
Exons: 2
Coding region: 435-674 (79 amino acids)
Biological process (GO): negative regulation of protein kinase activity
Molecular function (GO): calcium-dependent protein kinase inhibitor activity; protein kinase binding
Source: RefSeq, a predicted model, not a curated record